Molecule: messenger RNA, 1302 nt
Organism: Aspergillus clavatus NRRL 1
Lineage: Eukaryota; Fungi; Ascomycota; Eurotiomycetes; Eurotiales; Aspergillaceae
Exons: 9
Coding region: 1-1302 (433 amino acids)
Biological process (GO): DNA strand elongation involved in DNA replication; nucleotide-excision repair, DNA gap filling; DNA synthesis involved in UV-damage excision repair
Cellular component (GO): nucleus; delta DNA polymerase complex
Molecular function (GO): DNA-directed DNA polymerase activity
Source: RefSeq, a predicted model, not a curated record
AUGGCGGUCGCCGACUAUCGAAAAUACCUGGCAGAGAAUGUCCUCAAUGAGCGCCGAACUGUCACAUAUCGCUCGUUAGGCCGAGCUCUCAAGGUCCAUUGCAACCAGGCCAAGCAGAUGCUAUAUGACUUUCAUCAUUCCGAGAACAAGAAGAAGCCGCAGAGCGUACAUGCGACCUACGUCAUUACAGGAAUUCAGAAGCCGCAGGAGAUCUUAAAUACGAAUGGAGCUCACACUGGGAACGACCGCGAGGAUGGAGAUGAUAUCAUGCAGAGCAGCCCUUAUAUGCCCAGCUCGAUGCCGAACCAGGAUUCAGUCGCCGACGAAGUCGCAACAACUUCCAUCAUUCUAGCGCGCGAGGAAGAUCUAGAAGGCAAUCUACAGGCCACAGUUCUACAAGAUCUGAAUGUGCUGAUUGAUGUCAAUCGGGAGUUGUUGACAGCGUAUGCUCAUGAAGACCCUUUGGAGUAUGGGAAGCAGUUGGGGAUGAUUCAGAAUCAAAACGUCAAGCGGAGAACAGGAACACGACCUCCUGCUCCUGCUCCUGCUCCCAAAUCCACAAUUCCCUCGAAACGUCCAUCACAAGAGUCCUCGACACCAGCCGUGAAGCCAGAAAGUAAGAAGGUUGAGGAGGUAGAUUCUAAGCCGCAGAAAAAGCCGGAAGAGAAGCCCUCUGCAAAACCAAAACCUAGCUCCAAGAGUGCGCCACUCAAACGCGAGAAAAGCGAUCUCUUCAGUUCUUUUGCCAAAGCAAAGCCAAAGCAAAAGAAAGAGGACUUUGGAACUCCUGCUGUGUCUGGUGCUGAAUCGGCCGAGCCUAGUGGCGUGGAAGACGUGGUUCUGGGCGAUGCCUCAGACGAAGAUGAACCCGAGGAACUAUUCCCCGAUUCUGCGAAACCCACAACCACUGAGACGCGCGAGACGAGGAAGGAGCGCGAGGAAAGGCUAAGGAAGAUGAUGGAGGAUGACGAUGAUGAGGAUGAGGAAAUGGCCGAUGUUGCAGAAUCUCCGGCGGAGGAAGAAAAGACCAUUGACCAGCCACCUCCCAAACAAGAGGAACCAAAGCAAGAAGUAACAGUAUCAGGAGGACGCCGGAGAGGCCGGCGCCAAGUAAUGAAGAAGAAAACUGUCAAGGAUGAUGAAGGAUACCUUGUGACCGUCGAAGAAGCUUCGUGGGAAUCCUUCUCGGAGGAUGAACCUGCACCCCCUCCCAAGAAGAAAGCAGCUGUGAGUGCGCCGAAGGGCAAAGCGGGAGGAAAGGCUGGUCAAGGCAACAUUAUGUCCUUUUUCUCCAAGAAGUGA